UUAACCUGUCGCUUAAUGCAACGUUUUUUUAACGAAUUUUUUGCAAGUGACGAAGUUAUAAAUAGAAGUGCCAAUCAAAGGUCGCUUCAGUCAGUGAUCAGCCGUUACGGGGAGAGAUCACGUUUUUUGAGACUUGUCGAUAAGGUUGAUAGUAGAACCGAUUACGUGAUGAUGGACCGUAGGAAGUUUUAUAAAAAAGUAAUAUCCGAAUUCUCUCAGGUACGGGCUAAACGUAAAUUAUCCUUCGAAGACGAAAUAGCAUCAAACCCUACACAGGAACAACAAUCUUCGGAAUUAACUUCAUUAUUGGAUAAUAAUCAACCCUUGACAAGCAUUGAAAAUAUGGGUGACCAUGUUUCAUCUUCUAGAAUAUUUUAUAAAAAUCAUCAGUCAAUAAGUAAAUUAGAAAUACACAAAAACAUCGAUGUCCCACAAAUAGAAUGUUUGCAAAACAAUAAUACCGAUGGCCAUAAUACUGAGACUCCACCAACCUUGGAAGGAAUAGUUGACACUGUUGCAGAGUUUCAACGGACUAUUGAUAGCAAUGUAAUUGAUAGCAAUGUAAUAACGAACACAAUGGAAAAUUUAGUCGCCAAAGAUGCUGCUUCUGCUCCUAUUAAUAUUAAGCAAAAUACAAAACAAUCCAAACGACCCAGACUUAACAAAAAGACAUAUUGUGAAUUUAUCUCCGAUAAUGAAGACCCGUUUUUUACUGAUGGUUCUAGUUCGUGGAGUGAUACAGAGGUCGAUCACGUAAAAAGAAUAUGGGAGAUGGAAAAAUGCAUUCAAAAAACUGUAGAUAAUGAACACUUUAUAUUUUUCUAAAUAAUUGUAUGGUCUUCUGGAAUCUUCUACAACAGCACAUGCCGUUAUGUAACUGAUUUGCCAUUCAGCGUUAUUUUGAAAAAUAAAGUUUUAACAAAAGUAA
Molecule: messenger RNA, 928 nt
Organism: Diabrotica virgifera virgifera (western corn rootworm)
Lineage: Eukaryota; Metazoa; Arthropoda; Insecta; Coleoptera; Chrysomelidae
Exons: 6
Coding region: 16-825 (269 amino acids)
Molecular function (GO): odorant binding
Source: RefSeq, a predicted model, not a curated record